CGUGUGAUUUGACAGUCGCAUCUCUCCGUUGCGCGCGCGUGUGUGUGUGUAUGUUUACGAUCGUCGUGCUCCACGUGCUGCGUGUGGAUGCGCUCCUCGCGCGCUGUCGGUAACAGAAACCAUGACCGGCGCGCCGCGCGACCCCUUCUACUCCUCUCCGUUCGGUCCGUUUUACCGGAGACACGCGCCCUACCCGGUGCAGCCGGAGUACCGGAUGCACGAGCUCAACAAACGGCUCCAGUCCCGGCCUGAGGACUGUGAUAUUCUGUGGUGGGAUGCAUUCUGCACUGAGUUCUUUGAAGAAGACGGCGCACUGACUCUCUCAUUCUGCCUGGAGGAGGGGCCAAAGACAUACACCAUCGGGCGCACCCUGAUCCCUCGUUACUUCAGUUCUCUGUUCGAAGGAGGAGUCUAUGAGUUGUUUUUCGAGCUGAAACAAACAAAGGAGUCGUUCAACAACUCAACUAUUACUGUCGACUCUCAUCAGUGUACUAUGACCACACAGCACGGCAAACCUACGUUCACUAAGGUGUGUACAGAAGGCCGUCUAAUUCUUGUGUUCACCUUUGAUGACCUCAUGAGAAUCAAAACAUGGCACUUCACCAUCACACACUACAGUGAACUCAUUCCUCGCAGUGUCUUGGCUGUAAAUGCACAAGACCCUGGAGCUGUGGAACAACUGUCCAAAAACAUCAGCCGAGUGGGACUUACCAACCUCACACUGAACUACCUCAGAUUGUGUGUGAUUCUAGAGCCCAUGCAGGAGCUCAUGUCGAGGCAUAAGACAUAUGGACUGAGUCCCAGAGACUGCCUGAAGUCCUGCCUCUUUCACCAAUGGCAGAGGAUAACAACACCACCAGUUGGACCCUCGCCCAGCUUCAAGACAGAAAUAUUUCCCACUAAUUCCAAAAAAUCAGAGCCAGCCAAACCAGCAACAAAGAGACGGAGGAGGAGGAACUCAGCUGGUAGUGCGUCCAAUAGCAACACAGGAAACAGCAAGAAGCGCAGCACAGCCAAUAACUUCAGCCUUCCUUCACAGGAUGUGAUGAUGGUAGGAGAGCCCUCUCUAAUGGGAGGGGAGUUGGGUGACGUGGACGAGCGUUUGAUCACACGCCUAGAGAACGAACAAUACGACCCCGUCAAUGGUCUCCAUGAUGACGGUCUCCAUGACUACACCGACUCACCGACACUUGGAAACGGCAGCUCCUGGAACAGCCAGCACCCUAGCAACCAGGACAGUAAGGCAGAUACCAUGGCGAUGCAGCAGUUGGAGUAAUGUGAUCUGACAGUGGGUAGCUAUGGCAAUGGUGCUGUCAAGGGAUGGGAUGGGGGAAUCUUCAUCUAUAGAGGAGAGAUUGCUGGAGAGAGAGGUGUGUGUGUGUGUGUGUGUGUGUGUGCAUGCUUGCGUUUAUGUCGGUGUAACAUGGUAUUCCAUACUUGAGACAUACAGCUUCAACCAUUUAAAGUAUAAAAAAAAAAAAAAAUCAGUUCAUUUCAUAUAAGAAUUUUUCAGCCUUUUUAAAAACUCAUUGGAUGUCUUGGCUUCAUUCUGUGCCAUACUGUUUGGUUUCUACGACGAUGUUUUAGUGCCACGUUGAAAUAAAAAAAAAUCUAAGAUUAUGAGAUUAAAGUCGUAAUAUUUCGAAAAUAAAGUCAAAAUGUUUCGAGAAUAAAGUUGAAAUAUUACGAGAAUAAAGUCAAAAUACUAUGAGAAUAAAGUCGUAAUAUUAUGAGAAUAAAGUUGAAAUAUUACGAGACUAAAGUCGAAAUAUUAUGAGAAUAAAGUCAUAAUACUACGAGAAUAAAGUCGAAAUACUAUAAGAAUAAAGUCAAAAUGUUAUGAGAAUAAAGUUGAAAUAUUACGAGAAUAAAGUUGAAAUACUACGAGAAUAAUGUCGAAAUAUUACAAGAAAAAAGGCCUAAAUCUCUUAACAUUUUGACUUUAUUCUCGUAAUAUUUCGACUUUAAUCUUUUAAUAUUUCAACUUUAAAAACAUUUCGACUUUAUUCUCGUAAUAUUUCAACUUUAUUCUCGUAAUAUUUCGACUUUAUUCUCGUAGCAUUUUGACUUUAUUCUCGUAAUAUUUCAACUUUAUUAUUUUAGUA
Messenger RNA from Carassius carassius (crucian carp), 2105 nucleotides. Its product is annotated as LIM domain-binding protein 2-like. The record is from RefSeq and is a predicted model, not a curated record. Gene Ontology annotation, biological process: negative regulation of transcription by RNA polymerase II; nervous system development; positive regulation of transcription by RNA polymerase II. Gene Ontology annotation, cellular component: transcription regulator complex; nucleus. Bases 122 to 1276 code for a protein of 384 amino acids. Gene Ontology annotation, molecular function: LIM domain binding. NCBI's taxonomy places the organism in Eukaryota, Metazoa, Chordata, Actinopteri, Cypriniformes, Cyprinidae. The transcript is spliced from 9 exons.